This is a messenger RNA of Oxyura jamaicensis (ruddy duck), 1969 nucleotides long. RefSeq names its product coagulation factor III, tissue factor (gene F3). NCBI's taxonomy places the organism in Eukaryota, Metazoa, Chordata, Aves, Anseriformes, Anatidae. The transcript has 6 exons. Bases 83 to 934 code for a protein of 283 amino acids. Gene Ontology annotation, molecular function: protein binding. Gene Ontology annotation, cellular component: membrane. The record is from RefSeq and is a predicted model, not a curated record. Gene Ontology annotation, biological process: blood coagulation.
CGCAGUCCCCGCCUCUCGUCCCGCAGAUAUAAGCCCGCGCCUCCCGCCCCGUCGCAGCUCACCGCCGAUCCGCCCCACGAAGAUGCUGAGCGCCCACGCCGGACCCCGGGCUCUGCUGCUCGGCGCCCUGCUGUGCCGCCUGGCCGCCGCCGGUAACUCAGAACUACCAACAGCAGUUAAUAUAACUUGGUCUUCAAUCAAUUUUAAAACUAUACUACAAUGGCAACCAAAACCGUCAGGCUACUUCUAUACAGUAGAAAUACAUGGACAGACAUCUGACACCAAAAAAAAAUGCACACUGACCACGGAAACAGAGUGUGAUGUUACUGAUGCACUCAGGAACGUGAAAGAGACCUAUACAGCACACGUAUUGUCUGUACAAUCCGCAGGGGUGGAUAACUUCGAAGAACCGCCUUUUGCAAGCUCUGAAAAAUUCACGCCUUAUAAUCAGACUAUUCUUGGAAAACCAGAGAUCCAGCAUUACACACAGAAGGAUUCCAAACUGAAUAUUGUGUUCCGAGAUCCACUUACACCGUAUAUGUUUCCUAAUGGAAGCUUUCAAAGUAUUCGAGAUAUUUUCAAACAUGACCUGGAAUACAAACUCUAUUACUGGAAAGAUCAAAGUUCUGGAAAGAAAGACGCAACAACAAAAAGCAAUAUUUUCGAAAUAAGCGUUGACAACAAAAACAACUACUGCUUCUACAUACAGGCAAUCAUUCCCUCUCGCAGAGAAAUCCGUACUGGUCAAGAAAGCAUGGUGCUUUGUACCAGUGUAGGAAGAACUAUCUUAGAUGAAUAUGGAGCAGAAGUCUUUAUCAUCAUAGCAGUGGUAGCAAUUGCUGUCAUCACUCUUGCCAUUGUUCUAUCAGUGAUCCUGUGUAAACGCAAAAAAGCAAAAGCUGCAAGAGAAAAAGAACCGCUUAAUGGUAUCUAAGGAAAAACUACGGUGGAUACUCAUGGCAGUUCCAAAGCAAAACAAAGAAAAAAAAAAAAGUGAAUUGGGUGAAACCUGUAGACUCUCUGGUACAGGAGUUGUGAAGCCAAAACCUUAUGUGGAUUCGGAGAUCCAUUGGACAGUCACAAAUGAAAAAUCCCAAGAUACCUGGAAGCCCUUGUGUCACUAGUGGCUGGAGGCUGGAAGAGUAUUCUGACUGUUACAGUAUGAUUACCCUGCACAUAGACUCUUCCCAAGCACCUUGUAUAGUCCUGUUUGAAACAGGCGUCUCAGCUAGAAUCAAAUGAGUCUUUGAUUUGGCCAGGUAUUCUAAAGUAUAAGCCUUACUGAGCCAGACAACUUACGGUACUUGUGAUGGGAAAAAACACUACUUUUGAAAAAUACGUUUCCUUUACUAACUAAAAGGAACAAUUUUCUGUUUCUGUGAAACAAAAACCUUAUUUAUCUGACUUUCUUACAACAUUAUUAACUGGUGAAAUGGUCUGUUCAGAUGGGACAAGGAUGCUAGUAUCAUUUCUGCACUUCUUGGAUAAAAGUGGCUUAGUCUAUUUAUCUUUGCAUAUAUGCAAUCAGUGGUAAACAAAAUGAAACUAGUGUAUUGGUGACUCUAAUGAACACUCUUGAAGUAGAUAGCUGCUAACCAUAUGGAAAGCAUACCUGGAUUACACUACACCUAUACUUCUAUAAACAGGGUAGUCUUAAGGUUCCAAGCAAGUGUUAGGAUAAAUAUUCUGCAGUUUGAGGCAAUAAUAUCUCACCUCAGGCAAACACUGAGUAGGUAGCAGUAUUUACUGCAUUUUUAAUUUUAUUUUGUAUUAAAUGGUGAAUCAAUAGGUUCUGUGGUGUGGUAUACAUUCAAAUCAUGUUGGUGAUAGGUUUCGGAGGUACCUUUUGCUAUGACUAUUUUAAUAUUUAUUUUAUGGACGUCAAUCUAAUUUUUGUACUGGUGAUAUCUGUAUUUAUGAUACUAAUUUAUACUUUUCUAGGGAAAUAAAGGUGACUGGGAAAACAGGA